Molecule: messenger RNA, 1485 nt
Organism: Macrosiphum euphorbiae (potato aphid)
Lineage: Eukaryota; Metazoa; Arthropoda; Insecta; Hemiptera; Aphididae
Source: the annotation of a GenBank genome assembly
AUGCCACUUUGGUCGACUGAAAAAGAUGGUUUUAAACUUUUAAUGAAAACAGUGGCACCGAAGUAUAAAAUCCCAUCUAGGAAGACCAUCACCAAACUAAUAAGUUCAAAGUAUGAUGUACUAUACACUCAAAUAAAAAAUAAACUAUCGUUAGUGGAAAAUAUCGCCUUAACGACAGAUAUUUGGACAGACACCAUCAAUACAAAACGUUAUCUUGGCAUGACCGGACACUUUCUAAGUCUAUCCAAAUUACAGUUGGAAAGUGUCACAUUAGGUGUUCUUGAACUACAAGAACGCCAUACAUCAGAAAAUAUCAUUGGGUGGCUUAACAAUCUGCUUGUUAAAUGGGGUAUUGAAAAAAAUCAAAUAAUUCUUGUUGUAACUGAUAAUGGCGCUAACAUAAAAAAUGCUGUGUACAAUUUCUUCGGCAAGGCCAAACAUUUACCUUGCUUUGCUCAUACAUUAAACCUAGUGGUUCAAAAUGCUUUAGAUGACACCAAUGACAUUGCCAAUUUAAUUAAUGAAAUAAAACGUUUGGUAACUUUUUUUAAGCAUUCCGUGGCUGCAACCGAUGAAUUUAAUAAAAUUUCUAAAUUAAAAUUAAAACAAAGCAUUCCUACGCGAUGGAAUUCCAUAUAUUAUAUGUUACAAAGAUUCAUUAUUUGUUCAGACAACAUAGCAUCCACUAUAGUUAAAUUCCAUAGUAGUCCACCUAUGAUUUCUGGUACCCAGUUAUUCAUUGCUAAAGAAAUAAUGUUUCUACUCAAACCUUUUGAAGCUGCAACAAAAGAACUAUGUGGCCAAAACUAUGUGACGGCUAGUAAAGUAAUCCCAUUACUUCAUUGCCUAAUAAAAAAAAAUGAACCAAUUGAAAUUAAAAAUGUUAUUUCUCUAGAUUUUAAGAACAAUUUACUUAAAAAUUUAAAUACCCGGUUUGGUAGGGUCGAGUAUUUGGAAAUUUUUUCUAUAGCUACUAUUCUAGUUCCCCGAUUCAAAACACUUCAUUCGAAUGAUCCUAUUGCUUCUUCAAAAGCCAUUGGCACUAUUAAAAAUAAAAUAAUAGAUAUCAGAACUGAAUGCAGUGAGAGCAGUUCUUCUAACGCAGGCAAUUCAUCAGAUGAUGAAAAUCCAGAUAACUUAUGGUCAGUUCAUAAGGAGCUGGGCUCUAAAAAAGCUGUCAAUGAACCUAUGUAUUCAAAUGAAAUGCCUACUGAUUUAAAGCACUAUUUAAAUCAGCCAACUUUGUCAUUAGGUGAUGAUAUUUUAACAUUUUGGGAUACCCAUGGGCCAAUUUAUCCUAAACUUAAAAAAGUUGUAGAGCCAUACCUAGCGAUGGUAGCUACUUCAGUACCAUCAGAGCGUUUGUUUUCGAAAGCUGGACAGAUAGUAACGGAUAGUAGCAACCGAUUGACAGGUAAAAAUUUUAACCAACUUAUGUUUCUUGGGUCUCUUUCUGAAAAGGAUUGGCAUUUAGAUUUAAUAUAA